UAAAAUGCAUCCGAACACUCUGUAUGGUUUAAUGAAACAAUUUUAACGCCAACUUCUGAGUUGUCCUACGCUUGUCCCCUCAUUGCCUGCUCACCACGUGAGCGUAUGAUGCUUUCAUUGUUUUGAACCCAAUUUUCUCAUCUCAUAUCUGAGUAGUGUCUGCUUUUCAUUUCCUCUCCUGAAGGCAAGUCUGUGUCACAUGGAUGGGCUCGGCCCCUGCAGCGAAGCAGACAUGAUCUAGGCUGAUGGUGCUCGGGUGUGGAAGGCCACCUUAAGUGACCACUGCCACAGGAGGCUGAGCAGACAGAGUAUCAGCCCAGGGACAGGAGACCCUGGAAGGGCAGUACAGCAGAUCCCCGGAAGGCUUGAUAGAACAGGAGACAUUGGAAGAAGUCCCCUAAGGUUUAAAUCAUAGUGUAGGUGUCCCUUCAGUUGGUCCGUGGCCGGCUUUGGGUCCUGCUGGCUGUGGGAAUGGCUCAGUCAGACAUACACACCAAGUCCAGGGCCCUUCCCCUUCUCCAGAAAUGUGAACAGCAGAAUGUAAACAGAGAUGGGUGAGAGAUAGCCCUCAAGUCUAGGGUGUAUGACGCUCCCUCCAGGCUCCAUGGGGCCCAUAGUAAACCAGCUCUGGCCCUCUCCUUCCAUCUUCCUCUGCAAGGAUGCGUUCUGCUCUCCUGAGUCCUCUCACUCAGCCAUCUCCUGAUUUCCAGAAGGCCUUUGCAUAGGGGUCUUGAAGCUGGAGAGCUCUGGGACCCUGCCUGUUUCCUUGUCCUCCAGGAGCCAUCUGCCCUUGGCCAACAACUAUGUUUCCUUCCUCGCCCCACCCCACCACUACACACACUUGUUCCUGGCCUGCCCUCCACUGGAGUGAAGCCCCCAAGAACAAGAAGAUGUCCAGUGUCCCCUCCAGCGGACCUGUAGCUCCAAUCGGAGCCUGGCACCUUAUCGGUCUCCAGCUAGCUUUCAAGCAAAACACCACCUUGCACUUCAUCAUAACCUUUCCGAGGGGUUGGAGGAAAGUGGCAGUGCUUGCCAGCCAUCUGGUCCAGGACCCCGCGUUGGCAUAAUUCGCCUGCUUGUCUAUGCUUCACUCAGCUGUGUUCAAGGCUCAAGGCUCUUCCUGAUCCCUCUCCUGGGUGGCUAGGUCCUUAAUUGCUCUUUGAGGACCUUAAUUAUGGGCCGCAGCCACCCACUGGUAAGUAGGAGCAUUAAAAUAGAGUAAAUGUUUUUCUUUUCUUGAAAAGUUCACAUAUACAAGACAAGGUGCUGUUGGGCCCAGGGGCCUGCCCUGCCUGGACCGACAGGCAGAGGACAUGGUUCUUGUUCUCCACCUCCUUCCCCAGGCUGUGCCCUUCCCAGGCUCAGUGGUGAAAUCCUCUUAGAAUCCCAGAACCACAUAUGGGAAACUCCACUUCUCUGCAGCUCACCCUGCCAGGGCUCCAUCCAGGUCUGAGGUUGCUAUGUUGCUCUGGCCCUCCAAAGAGCCCAGCUACCCCAGGGCAGAGGGAGGCUGCUCUUUGUCUAGGACAGGAAUGGUUUUCCCCAAUAACAGGGCCUGAAGGUGAAAGAGCCCCUUGUUGGUUGAAAUUUAAGUGGAUGUACACCUAAGAGCUGGAAUUUUAUGGCCCUAGUGUGGUAAUUGUGAGAAAGUAAAAAAAUCCCUGCAUACCUCCAGCGGGAGAGGGGGGGAACAGCCCCUCUGCUCAUGCCUUCAUGGGACAAGGGUCAUGCAACCACUGGAGUAUGAAAGGAGAUUCAGCGACAUGCUCAGGAUAUACCCUCUGUGUGCCUUGGCGGGUGCUGGGAGGCCCCGCUCGGCUUGUACUCCUUCUCGAGGUUCUUCCAAGAGCCCCAGUCCCCAGGAGAAGGGGGAGGGGGAUGGGCACCGGCAAGUUUGCGGAAACUGGGAGGAGUGUGGGGGAGCUGCGUACCAGAGUACCCGGACUGCCCCAGGACAAUUGGUGUCGCGUCGCGCAACGCGCCCCACGUCGCCCACGCGCCCCAAAGACACUGGCGCCCCGGCACACCCAAGACACACGCGGUGGGGGAAGGGCACGCGCCUCGCGGGCAUGGUCACGGCGUGCCUCCCACGCCUGCUGAGCCCCGCCCCCUAGCCGACCCUAGCAGUGAAGAGAAGGGGCGGCGCGCGAGAAAAGGAGGGGGUCCCCGCCGGCUCCGCGCCCCCGCAGUGGGGGUGGGGAAGGACGUUGGCGCCGCUUCCCCCGCCCCUCGUCCAAGCAUCCCUGCGAGCGCCCCCUGCUGCCGUGCUCUCCCGCGAGACAGUAUGGGGCGGGAGGAGAGGUCGGGGAGGGGGGCGCGGACCGGGUUCGCCCAGUCCUGGACUUGGGGCUGGCGGCGUACCGGCACGGAGAAACACGGACCAAGGGAUGUUGUGGGAUAGCUUACGUCUGGGUGGGGGCGGGCCGGGCUGAUGACCCCCGCCCACUCUCCGUCCCUAUCUCGGUCCCUGAGGGUCGCCCCCUGCCCGCCCCGGCCGCGUUGGCCCCGCCCCAUGGGCCGCCCCCGCCGCCCCGCCUCCCCGCCACUGCUCACUCCGAAGUUUCCUGCGCUGUGCGCGGACGGGCUCCAGGGCUCGCUCGCUCCCUCUCUGGCUCGGCCGCGCCCCCGGCCCGUGCCUGCGGUCCGCGCCCGCCCCGCCGUGCAUUUAGCGGUUUUCCGCAUCGGGACACCGUUGCUGCUGCUGGGCGGGCCGGAGCUAGAGCUUCCGCGAGAGCUGGUGCCGGGUGGGCCGGGGGCGCGGGCCGAGGAGGCGAUACUGGCCCAGCUCCGGGCUCUGGACUGGGUCCCCAGUGACAGCGCCGCCCGGGCUAUGCCCACAGGGACGCCGCUGGCCACCGGAGCGAGGUGCUGCCCUCUGCCACCAUGACCGAGGGCACGCUGGCAGCGGACGAGGUCCGGGUGCCCCUGGGCGCUUCGCCUUCGGCUCCUGCAGCGCCGGUGAGGGCUUCCCCAGCGAGCCCUGGGGUGCCGGGGCGCGAGGAGCAGCGAGGAUCCGGGUCGAGCGUGUUGGCUCCCGAGAGCCCAGGGACCGAGUGUGGUGCGGACCUGGGCGCCGACGAGGAACAGCCCGUCCCAUACCCCGCUCUGGCUGCCACAGUCUUCUUCUGCCUCGGGCAAACCACGCGGCCCCGCAGCUGGUGCCUCCGACUGGUUUGUAACCCGUGGUUCGAGCACAUUAGCAUGCUGGUCAUCAUGCUGAACUGCGUGACACUGGGCAUGUUCCGGCCCUGUGAGGAUGUUGAGUGCCGUUCAGAACGUUGCAGCAUCUUGGAGGCCUUUGAUGACUUCAUCUUUGCCUUCUUUGCUGUGGAGAUGGUUAUCAAGAUGGUGGCUUUGGGACUGUUCGGCCAGAAAUGCUACCUGGGUGACACCUGGAACAGGCUGGACUUCUUCAUUGUCAUGGCUGGCAUGAUGGAAUACUCUCUGGACGGACACAACGUGAGCCUCUCUGCCAUCCGAACAGUGCGUGUGCUGCGGCCCCUCCGCGCCAUCAACCGGGUCCCCAGCAUGCGAAUCCUGGUCACACUGCUGCUGGACACACUGCCCAUGCUUGGGAACGUGCUUCUUCUCUGCUUCUUCGUCUUCUUCAUCUUCGGCAUCGUUGGGGUCCAGCUCUGGGCUGGCCUGCUGCGGAACCGAUGCUUCCUGGACAGCGCCUUCGUCAGGAACAACAACCUGACCUUCUUGCGGCCAUACUACCAGACAGAGGAGGGCGAGGAGAACCCAUUCAUCUGCUCCUCACGCCGCGACAACGGCAUGCAGAAAUGCUCACACAUCCCCAGCCGCCGUGAGCUUCGCGUGCAGUGCACGCUCGGCUGGGAGGCCUACGGGCAGCCACAGGCUGAGGAUGGGGGUGCCGGCCGAAAUGCCUGCAUCAACUGGAACCAGUACUACAACGUGUGCCGCUCGGGGGAAUUCAACCCUCACAAUGGUGCCAUCAACUUUGACAACAUUGGCUAUGCUUGGAUCGCCAUCUUCCAGGUCAUCACACUGGAGGGCUGGGUGGACAUCAUGUACUACGUCAUGGAUGCCCACUCGUUCUACAACUUCAUCUACUUCAUCCUCCUCAUCAUUGUGGGCUCCUUCUUCAUGAUCAACCUGUGCCUGGUGGUGAUAGCCACACAGUUCUCAGAGACAAAGCAGAGGGAAAACCAGCUGAUGCGUGAACAGCGGGCCCGCUAUCUGUCCAACGACAGCACUCUGGCCAGCUUCUCGGAGCCUGGCAGCUGCUACGAGGAGCUCCUCAAGUAUGUGGGCCACAUCUUCCGAAAGGUUAAACGCCGGAGCCUGCGCCUUUACGCCCGCUGGCAGAGCCGUUGGCGUAAGAAGGUAGAUCCCAGCAGCACUCUGCAUGGCCAAGGCCCCAGGCGGCGGCCACGGCGCGCAGGCAGGCGCACAGCUUCUGUGCACCAUCUGGUCUACCACCACCACCACCACCAUCACCACCAUUACCACUUCAGCCACGGUGGCCCACGCAGGCCUAGCCCAGAGCCAGGUGCUGGUGACACCAGGUUGGUCAGGGCCUGUGUGCCACCCUCGCCACCAUCCCCAGGCCACGGGCCACCAGACUCUGAGUCUGUGCACAGUAUCUACCAUGCUGACUGCCACGUGGAGGGGCCACAGGAAAGAGCCCGUGUGGCGCACACCAUAGCCACUGCUGCCAGCCUCAAGCUGGCCUCAGGCUUGGGCACCAUGAACUACCCCACCAUCCUACCUUCAGGAGCAGUCAACAGCAAAGGCAGUACCAGCUCGCGACCCAAGGGGCUUCGGAGUGCUGGCACCCCAGGGGCCACAGCACACAGCCCUCUGAGCCUGGGGAGCCCCAGCCCCUAUGAGAAGAUCCAGCACGUGGUUGGAGAACAAGGACUAGGCCGAGCCUCUAGUCACCUGUCAGGCCUGAGUGUGCCUUGCCCCCUGCCCAGCCCCCAGGCUGGCACACUGACCUGUGAGCUGAAGAGCUGCCCAUAUUGUGCCAGCGCCCUGGAGGACCCCGAGUUUGAGUUCAGUGGCUCAGAGAGUGGGGACUCGGAUGCCCAUGGAGUCUAUGAGUUUACACAGGACGUACGGCAUGGGGAUUGCCGAGAUCCUGUGCAGCAGCCCCAUGAAGGGGGCACGCCGGGCCAUGGCAACGAACGGUGGCGGCCACCACUGCGGACAGCCUCACAGCCAGGAGGGUUAGGCCGCCUCUGGGCUUCCUUUAGUAGCAAGCUGCGUCGCAUUGUAGACAGCAAGUACUUCAACCGAGGCAUCAUGGCAGCCAUCCUCGUCAAUACUCUGAGCAUGGGUGUUGAGUAUCAUGAGCAGCCUGAUGAGCUGACUAACGCGCUGGAGAUAAGCAACAUCGUGUUCACCAGCAUGUUUGCCUUGGAGAUGCUACUGAAGUUGCUGGCCUGUGGCCCGCUGGGCUACAUUCGGAACCCCUACAACAUCUUUGAUGGCAUUGUUGUCAUCAUAAGCGUCUGGGAGAUUGUGGGGCAGGCAGAUGGUGGCCUGUCAGUGCUCCGUACGUUCCGGCUGCUGCGGGUGCUGAAGCUGGUGCGCUUCCUGCCAGCCCUGCGGCGGCAGCUGGUGGUGCUCAUGAGGACCAUGGACAAUGUGGCCACCUUCUGCAUGCUGCUAAUGCUCUUCAUCUUCAUCUUCAGCAUCCUGGGCAUGCACCUGUUUGGCUGUAAGUUCAGCCUGAAGACAGACUCUGGAGACACCGUCCCUGACAGGAAGAACUUCGACUCUCUACUGUGGGCCAUCGUCACUGUGUUUCAGAUCUUGACACAGGAAGACUGGAAUGUGGUUCUUUACAACGGCAUGGCUUCCACCUCGUCCUGGGCUGCCCUUUACUUUGUGGCCCUCAUGACCUUUGGGAACUAUGUGCUCUUCAACCUGCUGGUAGCCAUCCUGGUGGAAGGCUUCCAGGCAGAGGGUGAUGCCACCAGAUCUGACACCGAUGAGGAUAAGACAUCUACCCACCUAGAGGAAGAUUUCGAUAAGCUCAGAGACGUUCAAGCCACAGAGAUGAAGAUGUACUCACUGGCUGUGACCCCUAAUGGGCACCUAGAGGGCCGAGGCAGUCUGCCGCCGCCUCUCAUCACGCACACAGCGGCUACGCCUAUGCCUACCCCCAAGAGCUCCCCUCAUCUGGACAUGGCCCACACUCUUUUGGACUCACGGCGCAGCAGCAGUGGCUCUGUGGACCCCCAACUCGGGGACCAGAAGUCUCUGGCUAGCCUGCGCAGCUCCCCUUGUGCCCCAUGGGGCCCCAACAGUGCAGGAAGCAGCCGGCGCUCCAGCUGGAACAGCCUGGGCCGCGCACCCAGCCUCAAACGCCGCAGCCAGUGUGGGGAGCGCGAGUCCCUGCUCUCUGGUGAGGGGAAGGGCAGCACGGAUGAUGAGGCCGAGGACAGCAGACCAAACUCAGGGACCCACCCAGGAGCUUCACCCGGGCCCCGGGCCACACCCCUGCGGCGGGCUGAGUCGUUGGGCCACCGCAGCACAAUGGACCUGUGCCCCCCACGGCCUGCCACCCUCCUGCCCACCAAGUUCCGUGACUGCAACGGGCAGAUGGUGGCCCUGCCCAGCGAGUUCUUCCUGCGCAUCGACAGCCACAAGGAGGACGCAGCAGAGUUUGAUGAUGACAUAGAAGAUAGCUGCUGCUUCCGCCUGCACAAAGUGCUGGAGCCCUAUGCACCCCAGUGGUGCAGCAGCCGGGAGUCCUGGGCCCUGUAUCUCUUCCCGCCGCAGAACAGGCUACGCGUCUCCUGCCAGAAAGUCAUCGCACACAAGAUGUUUGACCACGUGGUCCUUGUCUUCAUCUUCCUCAACUGUAUCACCAUUGCCCUGGAGAGGCCAGACAUCGAUCCGGGCAGCACUGAACGGGCCUUUCUCAGCGUCUCCAACUACAUCUUCACAGCCAUCUUCGUGGUGGAGAUGAUGGUGAAGGUGGUAGCCCUGGGGCUGCUGUGGGGUGAGCAUGCCUACCUGCAGAGCAGCUGGAAUGUGCUGGACGGGCUGCUUGUCCUGGUGUCCCUGGUUGACAUCAUUGUGGCCGUGGCCUCUGCCGGUGGUGCCAAGAUCCUAGGCGUCCUGCGCGUGCUGCGCCUGCUGCGGACCCUGAGGCCUCUGAGGGUCAUCAGCCGAGCUCCAGGCCUCAAGCUGGUCGUGGAGACUCUGAUAUCAUCGCUCAGGCCCAUCGGGAACAUCGUCCUCAUCUGCUGCGCCUUCUUCAUUAUCUUUGGCAUCCUCGGGGUGCAGCUUUUCAAGGGCAAAUUCUACUACUGCGAGGGUACAGAUACCAGGAAUAUCACCACCAAGGCCGAGUGCCAUGCCGCCCACUACCGCUGGGUGAGGCGCAAAUACAACUUUGACAACCUGGGUCAGGCGCUGAUGUCUCUGUUCGUGCUGUCAUCCAAGGAUGGCUGGGUAAACAUCAUGUACGACGGGCUGGACGCCGUGGGCAUCGACCAGCAGCCUGUGCAGAACCACAACCCCUGGAUGCUGCUCUACUUCAUCUCCUUCCUGCUCAUCGUCAGCUUCUUCGUGCUCAACAUGUUUGUGGGCGUGGUGGUGGAGAACUUCCACAAGUGCCGGCAGCACCAGGAGGCGGAGGAAGCGCGGCGGCGCGAGGAGAAACGGCUGCGGCGCCUGGAGAGGAGGCGCAGGAGUAAGGCGGUCCCCGAGGUGGAGGAGGCCCAGCGCCGGCCCUACUACGCAGACUAUUCACACACGCGCCGCUCCAUCCAUUCGCUGUGCACCAGCCACUACCUGGACCUCUUCAUCACCUUCAUCAUCUGCCUCAAUGUCAUCACCAUGUCCAUGGAGCACUACAACCAGCCCAAGUCUCUGGACGAGGCCCUUAAGUACUGCAACUACGUCUUUACCAUCGUCUUCGUCUUUGAGGCCGCACUGAAGCUGGUGGCCUUUGGAUUCCGGAGGUUCUUCAAGGACAGGUGGAACCAGCUGGACUUGGCCAUCGUCCUCCUGUCCAUCAUGGGCAUUGCGCUGGAGGAGAUUGAGAUGAAUGCUGCCCUCCCCAUCAACCCCACCAUCAUCCGCAUCAUGCGCGUGCUUCGCAUCGCCCGUGUGCUGAAGCUACUGAAGAUGGCCACAGGCAUGCGCGCCCUGCUGGACACUGUGGUUCAAGCUCUGCCUCAGGUAGGGAACCUUGGUCUUCUUUUCAUGCUCCUGUUUUUUAUCUAUGCUGCCCUGGGAGUGGAGCUGUUUGGGAGGCUAGAAUGCAGCGAGGAUAAUCCCUGUGAGGGCCUGAGCAGACACGCCACCUUCACCAACUUUGGCAUGGCCUUCCUCACGUUGUUCCGAGUGUCCACUGGGGACAACUGGAAUGGGAUCAUGAAGGAUACUCUCCGUGAAUGUACCCGUGAAGACAAGCACUGCCUCAGCUACCUGCCCGCGCUCUCCCCCGUCUACUUCGUCACCUUCGUGCUGGUCGCCCAGUUCGUGCUGGUCAACGUGGUGGUGGCCGUGCUCAUGAAGCACCUGGAGGAGAGCAACAAGGAGGCCCGGGAGGAUGCGGAGAUGGAUGCCGAGAUCGAGCUGGAGAUCGCACAGGGGUCCACAGCCCAGCCCCCGUCCACAGCACAGGAAAGCCAAGGUACCGAGCCAGACACCCCGAACCUCCUGGUCGUGCGCAAAGUAUCUGUGUCCAGGAUGCUCUCGCUACCCAAUGACAGCUACAUGUUCCGGCCGGUGGCUCCUGCGGCUGCCCCGCAUUCCCACCCACUGCAGGAAGUGGAGAUGGAGACCUACACAGGCCCGGUCACCUCUGCUCACUCGCCAUCCCUGGAGCCCCGCACCUCCUUCCAGGUCCCAUCAGCUGCGUCCUCCCCAGCCAGGGUCAGCGACCCCCUUUGUGCCCUCUCACCCCGGGAUACGCCCCGCUCUCUGAGCCUCUCACGGAUACUCUGCAGACAGGAGGCCAUGCACGCAGAGUCCCUGGAAGGGCAGAUAGAUGACGCUGGAGAAGACAGCAUCCCAGACUACACGGAGCCUGCUGAAAAUAUCUCCAUGAGCCAGGCACCUCUGGGUACCCUGCGGUCUCCUCCAUGCUCCCCACGGCCUGCCAGUGUCCGUACCCGCAAGCACACUUUUGGGCAGCACUGCAUCUCCAGCCGCCCUCCCACCCUGGGAGGAGAUGAUGCUGAAGCAGCAGACCCGGCCGAUGAGGAGGUCAGCCACAUCACCAGCUCAGCCCACCCUUGGCCAGCUACAGAGCCCCACAGCCCAGAGGCCUCCCCGACAGCCUCUCCUGCAAAAGGCACAGUGGGCAGUGGGCGGGACCCACACAGGUUCUGCAGUGUAGAUGCUCAGAGCUUCCUGGACAAACCAGGUCGGCCAGAUGCACAGCGGUGGUCCUCGGUGGAACUGGAUAAUGGGGAUGGCCACCUAGAGUCUGGGGAAGUGAGGGCCCGGGCCUCAGAGCUAGAACCAGCUCUUGGGGCACGGAGGAAGAAGAAGAUGAGCCCUCCCUGCAUCUCCAUUGACCCUCCCACUGAAGAUGAGGGCUCCUCCCGCCCCCCUGCAGCAGAAGGAGGCAACACUACUCUGAGGCGCCGAACCCCGUCCUGUGAGGCUGCCCUCCAUAGGGACUGCCCAGAGUCUACAGAGGGCCCAGGCACUGGAGGGGACCCUGUAGCCAAGGGUGAGCGCUGGGGCCAGGCCUCUUGCCGGGCAGAGCAUCUGACUGUCCCCAACUUUGCCUUUGAGCCUCUGGACAUGGGCGGACCUGGUGGAGACUGUUUCUUGGACAGUGACCAAAGUGUGACCCCAGAACCCAGAGUUUCCUCUUUGGGGGCUAUAGUGCCUCUAAUACUAGAAACUGAACUUUCUAUGCCCUCUGGUGACCCCCCAGAGAAGGAGCAAGGACUGUACCUCACUGUGCCCCAGACCCCCUUGAAGAAACCAGGGUCUCCCCCAGCCACUCCUGCCCCAGAUGACAGUGGAGAUGAGCCUGUGUAGACUGGGCUGUGUGUCCACAGGGCUUUGGCAUUGAGGUUGUUGGCUCCCUGCAGGGUGGUAGCCCCAGUCAGGGCUAUGAGUGGACCCUGGCUUAGGCCCCACCAAGGCAGAGGGACCGGGAAAUACUAUCCCGGGAGAGGCAGCAGACGUUCCGUCUCUGCACCAUGACACAGGAGCAGCCUCGGGCCCCACGAGCCUCCCUCGUGGUGAUUCAGGUUUGGGUUUUCCUGAGUUUUAACCACCACCAGAAGUUGUACCAGGACCAGGUCAUCAGUCUCAGGAGGAGAUACUGUGUCCUGAGAAGGACCAGAAAUUCCUCAUGGGCAGGAGGGCACCACAGCUCCAUCCAUGUGACACACAGGUUGCCGAUAGGGAGUACACGCUUGAGCCCCUUGUGCCCUGGUGGGCAGACAUCGGGUCCUGUAGCCGCCACAACCCAUAUCACCUUCGUUCACGGUCUCGUUCCUGUCCAUCAUCACUCGGCAUCCUUCCCUCUCACAGUACCCCACCCCCAUCAUUCCAUCCUCUUAGGUGGUUUAGAAACUUUGCAGUGACCCUGGGAAGGGCCACAUCACCAAGGAGUACUGGCCCAUGCAAUAAGACGUCACAGUCCCAACAGAGGCGGGGCUUCCCCUCCAUCCCAGGCUGUCAGGCUCAGCGUUCAUUUGACAUCCAUUUGCUUUAUGUCAUCCGUUCUACAAAUUCAGGUUAAAUGUUGCAAUAAUCUGAUGCAGAAAACUUGGCUUCCUAAGUCAAAGCUAAGGGGAGGGGAGGGGCAAAGCAAAGCUGAAUAAACACUAACUUAUUUAAGAAAGACA
Mus musculus (house mouse) is the source of this 10805-nucleotide messenger RNA. It is a transcript of the gene Cacna1h, whose product is annotated as calcium channel, voltage-dependent, T type, alpha 1H subunit. NCBI's taxonomy places the organism in Eukaryota, Metazoa, Chordata, Mammalia, Rodentia, Muridae. The record is from RefSeq and is a predicted model, not a curated record. The transcript has 35 exons. Gene Ontology annotation, molecular function: voltage-gated calcium channel activity; monoatomic ion channel activity. Gene Ontology annotation, biological process: monoatomic ion transport; sodium ion transmembrane transport; calcium ion transmembrane transport. Gene Ontology annotation, cellular component: plasma membrane; voltage-gated calcium channel complex; membrane. The coding region runs from base 2884 to 9987 and encodes 2367 amino acids.